GCUGCGCGGCCGCGGGGCGGCGGGCAGAGGCGCGGCGGGCGCCGCGGGAACCAUGACAGAAGAUGACCGAGGCGGCGCUGGUGGAGGGCCAGGUCAAGCUGCGGGACGGCAAGAAGUGGAAGACUAGGUGGCUGGUGCUGCGCAAGCCGUCCCCGGUGGCAGACUGCCUGCUGAUGCUGGCCUACAGGGACAAGGCGGAGCGAGCCAAGGGCCUCCGGGAGCGCAGCAGCCUGACGCUGGAGGACAUCUGUGGUCUGGAGCCCGGCCUGCCCUACGAGGGCCUGGCCCACACGCUGGCCAUCAUCUGCCUGUCCCAGGCCGUCAUGCUGGGCUUCGAGAGCCGCGAGGCCAUGUGCGCCUGGGACGCCCGGAUCCGCUAUGCGCUCGGCGAGGUGCACAGGUUCCACGUGACGGUGGCGCCAGGCACCAAGCUGGAGAGCGGCCCCGCCACCCUUCACCUCUGCAAUGACAUCCUUGUGGUGGCCAGGGACGUCCCCCCGGCUGUCAUGGGGCAGUGGAAGCUGUCCGACCUCCGGCGCUAUGGGGCCGUCCCCAACGGAUUCAUCUUUGAAGGAGGGACCAGGUGUGGGUACUGGGCCGGAGUCUUCUUCCUGUCCUCAGCCGAGGGAGAGCAGAUCAGCUUCCUGUUCGACUGCAUCGUCCGGGGCAUCUCCCCAACCAAGGGGCCCUUCGGGCUGCGGCCGGUUCUCCCAGACCCGAGCCCCGGGGGACCUGCCACCGUGGAGGAGCGGGUGGCCCAGGAGGCCCUGGAAGCCCUGAAGCUGGAGAAGCGGCUCAGCCUCCUCGCCCACGCGGUCCGGCCCGGCAGCGGAGGGGAUGACCGCAGCCUGUCCAGCUCGUCCUCGGAGGCCAGCCACUCGGACAUCAGCGCCGGCAGCCGGCUCACUGCGUGGCCAGAGCCGCCCUUGUCCUCGGCCGGCACGUCGCAGGAGGGCCCGGGGCUGGCGGCUGCCCAGGCCUCUGGGGAGGCGGCGCCGGGCACCUCGAGGCCGCUCCCCAAGCCGCUGCGGCCGCGGCAGCUGCAGGAGGUCGGCCGCCAGGGCUCGUCGGACAGCGGCAUCGCCACGGGCAGCCACUCCUCCUACUCGGGCAGCUUCUCGUCCUGUGCCGGCAGCAGCCUGGACGUGUGGCACGCAGGGGACGAGUUUGGCUCCCUGCUCAGCCUGCCGCCGGCGGCCGGGGUGCCCGAGCCCAGCCUGUGCACCUGCCCACCGGGGACAGCGGAGUACCAAGUGCCCACGGCCCUGCGGCACCAUUAUGACACACCGCGCAGCCUGCGCCAGGCCCCCAGGGACCAGACCCCGGCCGCGCAGGGUGGCCCUGACGACGGUGGGGCCGGGGACUCGGGUGGCCAGAUGUCCGUGGGGUGUCCCUCCGUCUGGCUGGGCGCGAGGCGGCGGGGACAGGCGACGGAGGCUCCGGGCUGCGAGGCCCCUGGCGAGGGCUGGGAAGCAGGCAGCCCCCACGCUGGGCCUCCUCCAGCUUUCUUUUCCACCUGUCCGGUCUGUGGAGGACUCAAGGUAAACCCCCCUCCCUGAGAGCCUCAGCCCAGGCCCGCUGGCGCGGGGGAGG
Messenger RNA from Neomonachus schauinslandi (Hawaiian monk seal), 1593 nucleotides. RefSeq names its product docking protein 7 (gene DOK7). Gene Ontology annotation, molecular function: protein kinase binding. Gene Ontology annotation, biological process: positive regulation of protein tyrosine kinase activity; neuromuscular junction development. Bases 63 to 1559 code for a protein of 498 amino acids. NCBI's taxonomy places the organism in Eukaryota, Metazoa, Chordata, Mammalia, Carnivora, Phocidae. The record is from RefSeq and is a predicted model, not a curated record. The transcript has 7 exons.